GCGGGGGCGGGAGCGGCGGCGGCGGCGCGGGCAGCGAGCGCUCCGGGGCUGCGCCUCCAUCCCCGCCGCCCCGCCGGCAUGUUCUCCAGGAAGAGCCACGCCGACGUCAGGAAAUCCACGCAGAAGGCGCUGGACCCCAAGCGGGACGUGCUGACCCGCCUGAAGCACCUCCGGGCGCUGCUGGAUCUCGUGGAUGGAAGUGACCUGAAGCAGUUUUUUGACAACAAUUACUCUCAAAUUUAUUUUAUAUUCUAUGAAAACUUCAUAACACUGGAAAACAGCUUGAAGCAAAAAGGGAAUAAAUCGCAAAGGGAGGAGCUGGACUCCAUCCUCUUUCUCUUUGAAAAAAUACUGCAGCUGCUGCCCGAGAGGAUUUUUUAUCGAUGGCAUUUUCGCAGUAUAGGGUCGAUUCUGAAGAAGCUUUUGCACACUGGAAAUUCUCUCAAGCUGCGGUGUGAGGGGAUGAGGCUGUUCCUGCUGUGGCUGCAGGCCCUGCAGUCCAACUGUGGCGAGGAGCAGGUGCUGCUGUUUGCCUGCCUGGUGCCUGGGUUCCCCCCGCUGCCGUCCCCCCGCGGGCCCUGCACGCUGGACAGCCUGCUCAGCCCCCCGGCCCCGCCCGACGCCAAGGUGUUCCCGGAGGAAAUCACCCCGCUGGUGCCGGCUGUCCCUGGGGAGAAACCUGCCGAGGAGCAGACCUGCUACUUCCUGCAGCUGCUGCUGAAAUACAUGGUCACCCAGGCUGCCAGCUUGGAGUGGAAGAACAAGGAGAACCAAGACACUGGAUUUAAGUUUCUCUUUGCUUUGUUCAGAAAAUACUAUCUUCCCCACUUGUUCCCAUCUUUCACAAGGCUGACCAACCUCUACAAGCCUGUGCUUGACAUUCCUGAUGUCAGGCCAAGGCCGGUGUACGUGGCUGCAACACGCAACAACGAGAGCGUCUACUGCACUAAAAUCCCCUACAUGGCAGCUCGCGUGGUGUUCAUCAAGUGGCUGGUUACCUUCUUCCUGGAAAAGAAGUAUUUAACUGCUGCUCAGAACACAAAAAAUGGAGGAGAAAUGCUCCCUAAAAUUAUUCAGACAGCCGCCGUGGGCCAGGAGAAGGGCGCGGAGCCGGAGGGCAGCGCGGCAGCGGCGGGCGAGCAGGAGCGAGGGCACUGCAGCAGCAGCAGCAGCAGCAGCCUGGGGGACAGGAGGCUCAGCAGCUGCAGCCUGUGCAGCGUGGAGGAGCAGCACCGCAGCGUCUACCAGAUGGUGCAGGGCAUCCUGCUCUCCACGCGUGGAUACGUCAACUUCGUCCACGAGGUGUUCCGCCAGGCUUUCCUGUUGCCGCCCUCUGAUAUAUCGGCGACACGGAAGGUGGUGAAGGUGUACCAGAAGUGGAUCCUGCAGGAGAAACCCGUGUUCAUGGAGGAGCCAGACAAGAGGGAGGAGGAGAGCCAGGAUGCUGCUGCUCCCUUGGAAGACUCCUCAGUGCAAACAGACGGUAAACAUCUCUCCUCGGAGCCCUGCGGCCACAAGCGCUCCUCCAGCUGGGGCAGGACCUACUCCUUCAGCAGCGCUGUCAGCAGGGGCUGUGUGCUGGAGGAUGAGGACAGGGAUGUGAAGGCUGGAGCUCAGGCUGCGCUGCAGGUGUUCCUGACCAACUCAGCCAACGUUUUCCUGCUGGAGCCGUGCACUGAGGUCCCUGUGCUGCUGAAGGAGCAGGUGGAUGCUUGCAAAGCCGUUCUCAGCAUCUUCAGGCGCAUGAUAAUGGAGCUGUCCAUGAACAGAAAGACGUGGGAGCAGAUGCUGCAGGUACUCCUCAGGAUAACAGAAGCUGUGAUGCAGAAGCCGAAGGAGGGCCAGACGAAGGACACGUUUGCUCAGAGCAUGGCAGGGCUGCUGUUCAGGACCCUGCUGGUGGCUUGGAUCAGAGGCAGCCUGAGCGUGUUCAUCUCCCGGGAGCUGUGGGACGAGCUGCUGAGCGUGCUGUCCGCCCUGACCCACUGGGAGGAGCUGGUCACAGAGUGGGCCAGCAUCAUGGACUCGCUGACAGCCGUGCUGGCCAGGACUGUGUACGGCGUGGAGAUGACAAACCUGCCCCUGGACAAGCUCAGCGAGCAGAAGGAAAAAAAGCAGAGAGGCAAAGGUGGUGUUUUAGAGCCCCAGAAGACAGCUGUGGUGGGAAGAUCUUUUUCCUUAAGCUGGAAAAGUCACCCUGAAGUUGUGGAGCCGAUGAGGUUCAGAAGUGCCACGACCUCUGGGGCCCCAGGAGUGGAGAAGGCGAGGAGCAUUGUCCGUCAGAGAGCCACAGCUAAGCGAAGCCAGUCUAUCAGCAACUGUGUCCAUCUCUAUGAGGCUUUGCCAACCACUAAAAGUGUUCCUCUUCUGCUUCACACUGUGAGCUCUCUCUUCCCUGGUAUCUCUUACACUUCUUGCUCUCACAGACUGUCAGAAGUUGAAGAAUCUCAACAGCUGGAAAAUUCAGAAGGAGCAGAAGCUGCAGGCCCAUUUGCAGACCAAGAGCAGCAGCUAACUCGAAGCAGCAGCACUUCAGAUAUUGCAGAUCAGAUUCCAUCUGAGUUUUUUCAAGGUAAAACUGCUGGAAAUUCAGCUUCAGACUCCAGAUCACUUCAGGAAAAUAGGGGAUGUGCAAAGGAGCAGGAAGCCGAGCAAGUGCCGAUGUGGAGGAGCAGCAGCACGGCCGAGCUGGGUGAUGCGAGGGCAGACUCGCAGGGCUGUUACAGAGACAGGGAGAAAAGUGAGAGCCUCAGCAGUGACACGUCCCUGGGCUGUGCCACCGACGUGGACGCGGCUCUGGUGGCCUGGCAGGCGGCCGAGGACGAGCCCGAGGCUGGGACAGGUGUGGAUCCUGCAGCACCACGCUGGCUCCAGCUCAGCCCCUCACAGGAGCCUGCCAACCUCACAGACAGCAGUGAGUUCCUGGCUGAUGACUGCAGUAUAAUUGCUGGUGGAAGCCUUGUUGGUUGGCAUCCUGAUUCUGCUGCCGUGCUCUGGAGGAGGAUCCUGGGAAUUCUUGGGGAUGUGAACAACAUACAGUCACCCAAAAUCCAUGCAAAAGUUUUUGGCUACCUUUACGAGCUGUGGUAUAAACUUGCCAAGAUCCGGGACAACCUCGCUAUCAGCGUGGACAAUCAGUCAACUCCCUCUCCUCCCGUGCUCAUCCCUCCCCUCAGGAUAUUUGCAUCCUGGCUGUUCAAGGCUGCCACGCUGCCCAGCGAGUACAAGGAGGGGAAGCUGCAGGCCUUCAGGCUGCUCUGUGCCAUGAUGAGCCGGCGCCAGGACCUGCUGCCCAACUCCGACUUCCUGGUGCAUUUCUACUUGGUGCUGCGCCUGGGGCUGACCAGCGAGGACCAGGACAUCCUGAACACUGUCAUAAAGCACUGCCCACCGUGGUUCUUCUUCCUGGGGCUGCCUGGCUUCACGAUGCUGAUCGGGGACUUCCUCGGCGCGGCGGCGCGCGUGCUGAGCACGGACACGCCGGAGGCUCCCCGCUGUGAAGCUCACACCAUCCUUGGUGCUCUUGUGUGCUUUCCAAACACCUAUCAAGGAAUCCCGUGGGUGGGACCCGUCUCAGAAGGCAGUGAGAGCAUCACAGGGAGUGCAGAUAUGAAGUAUUGCCUCAUAAAUAUUUUAUUGAAGAAUGCUACAGAGGAGCCAAGUGAAGCUGCAAGAUGCAUAGCCAUCUGUGGCCUGGGCGUGUGGAUCUGCGAGGAGCUGACGCAGCGCAGCAGCCACCCCCACGUGAAGAGAGCCAUCAAUGUCAUAGGUGUGACACUGAAGUUUUCCAACAAGCUGGUAGCUCAUGUCGCCUGUGAUGUCCUUCAGCUGCUGGUGUCGUACUGGCAGAAGCUCCAGGAAUACGAAUCCUCCCUGUGCCGGAAAAUUACUGAAAUCCUGGUGGCCACCAUCGCGUUUCUCCUGCCCGGUGCCGAACACUCCUCCCUGGAAGCGGAUAAGAAGUUCAUAGUUUCUCUGCUGCUUUGUCUGCUGGACUGGUGCAUGGCACUGCCCAUGAAGAUGCUGCUGGAGCCCGUGUCUGCAGCUGCUGUGGAGGAUCAGCAUGCAUCCAGAGCUCCUCUGCUGGAUUAUAUUUACAGAGUCCUGCACUGCUGCGUCAACGGCUCCAGCACCUACAGCCAGCAAAGCCACUACGUGCUGAGCCUGGCCGACCUCUCCUGCUCUGACUACGACCCCUUCCUGCCCCUGGGGAACGUCAGGAGCUCCUCAGAGCCAGCCCAGUGCCCUUCCUCCACCGACCUGGGGAACCUGCUCACCGUGGCUGAAGAGAAGAGGAGGAGGAAUUUGGAGCUGAUCCCUCUCACGGCGCGGAUGGUCAUGACUCACCUGGUGAAUCACCUGAGCCACUACCCGCUGAGCGGGGGCCCCGCCAUCCUGCACAGCCUCCUGAGCGAGAACCACGACAAUUCCUACGUGGAGUCCUCCGAGCUGUGCUCGGAAGUGUUCCGCAGCCCCAACCUGCAGCUCUUCGUGUUCAACGACAGCACCCUCAUCUCCUACCUCCAGAUCCCCGCCGAGCACAGGCCGGGCGCCGAGCCGGCCGCGGCGCCCUCGGACGUGCGGGUCAUCGUCAGGGACAUCUCGGGGAAGUACUCGUGGGACGGCCACGUGCUCUACGGGCCCCUGGAGGGCCGCCCGCCUCAGUGUGGCACUGCCACCGUCACCGGUGAGGCGCGGCAGCUCGGCCUGUGCCAGGACACCUUCACCGGUGAGGCGCGGCGGCUCGGCCCGUGCCAGGACAGCGAGGUGCAGCAGCUGGGCCUAUGCCAGGAUGGCUUCACCGGUGAGGCGCGGCAGCUCGGCCUGUGCCAGGAUGGCUUCAUCGGUGAGGCGCGGCAGCUGGGCCCGUGCAAGGAGAGCUUUGCUGGUGAGGCACGGCAGCUGGGCCCGAGCCAGGAUGGCUUCACCGGUGAGGCACAGCAGCUCGGCCUGUGCCAGGACGGCUUCACCGGUGAGGUGCGGCAGCUGGGCCUGUGCCAGGAUGGCUUCACCGGUGAGGUGCGGCAGCUGGGCCUGUGCCAGGAUGGCUUCACCGGUGAGGCACGGCAGCUGGGCCCGAGCCAGGACAGUGACACACGGCAGCUCGGCCCGAGCCAGAACACCUUCACUGGUGAGGCAUGGCAGCCCGGCCCGAGCCAGGACAGUGACACGCGGCAGCUGGGCCCGUGUCAGGACGGGGCGGAGGAGGGCGAGGACGCGCUGGACCAGCUGCUGGAGCGCAUCGGGAGCAGCAGCCCCGAGUGCCUGCCGCACCCGCAGCGCAGGCUGAACGAGCCCGCGCCGCCGCCCCGCGGCCUCAGCGCCGAGCAGGAGCGCGCCCUCAGCGAGGCCCUGCUGCGGCAGAGCGCCCGCGAAAGGGACUUCGUGCUGAGCUGCGGCUCCCGGCGCCGCCUGAGCCUGGCCUGCCAGCAGCCACCGCCGCCAGCACAGCCACAGGCCUCCUUCUACUUCUGCCGGCUGCUGCUGGACGACUUGGGAAUGAACUCCUGGGACAGAAGAAAAAGCUUUCAUCUGCUGAAGAAAAAUUCAAAGUUACUGCGAGAACUGAAAAAUCUGGAUUCCCGCCAAUGCCGUGAGACGCACAAGAUCGCUGUGUUCUACAUCGCCGAGGGACAGGAGGACAAGUGCUCCAUCCUGGCCAACGCCAGGGGAAGCCAGGCCUACGAAGAUUUUGUGGCUGGGCUGGGCUGGGAGGUCGACCUGUCCACGCACUGCGGGUUCAUGGGCGGCCUGCAGCGCAACGGCAGCACGGGGCAGACCGCGCCCUACUACGCCACCUCCACCGUGGAGAUCAUCUUCCACGUGUCCACCAGGAUGCCCUCCGACUCCGACGACUCCCUGACCAAAAAGCUCCGUCACUUGGGAAACGACGAGGUUCACAUCGUGUGGUCCGAGCACACCCGCAACUACCGCCGGGGCAUCAUCCCCACCGACUUCGGGGACGUGCUCAUCGUCAUCUACCCCAUGAAGAACCACAUGUUCUUCAUCGAGAUCAUGAAGAAGCCCGAGGUGCCGUUUUUCGGUCCCCUCUUCGACGGCGCCAUCGUGACCGCGAAGCUGCUGCCCAGCCUGGUCUGUGCCACGUGCAUCAACGCCAGCAGAGCCGUCAAGUCCCUCAUCCCCCUCUACCAGAGCUUCUACGAGGAGAGAGCUCUGUACCUCGAAGCCAUCAUCCAGAACCACAAAGAAGUGAUGACGUUUGAGGAUUUUGCCGCUCAGGUCUUCUCUCCCUCUCCCAGCUACUCCCUCGGUGGAACUGAUUAGAGUGUUAAUGCUCUCGCUACAGUAACGGCACAGGCUGCCUCACCACAAGUGCAAGCACUGACCUCACUGACACCGCUGGAAUCGAGCUGGCAGAGCCACCCUCAGCCCCACUGCCACGUGCCUCCAGGAGCAGGGUCUCUGGGGAGCUCCACCAGUGCCCUCAGCCCCACUGCCACGUGCCUCCAGGAGCAGGGUCUCAGCAAGGCGUCCACCUGAGGCCCUGGAGCUCAGAGCUGUGGCCAGGGCAGCCCACGGCACCUGAGCACAGAUCACAACAGGCAGCUCUGGGUGAACACGUCUUGAAGAGCCUGGGUGAGGAGUUUGCUCUGUGAAAUGGCCUUUCUCCAGUCUGGACAGACAUAGCUGGGGACUGGAUGUCACCUGUGUCACUGUCACCACUGCGCUGGCACCAUGUGAGCCAAGCCCCUGGGCGCAGGUGCCGCAGCCAGAGGUCAUGAACCAGCUCUGAGACCAGUUAUUUAAUGUAUUUAGUGUACUAGAGCACUGCUUUAGUCAUUCCAGGCAGCACUUACCUGUGCAUUAGGGAAUUUCUGCUAAAGAGAGGUUUUCCUGUGACUAGCCCGGUAGCAAACGUUCCCUGCUGGAGCACAGGUGGAUGAGGGAUGUCCCAGUGCGGGAAUUCCGUGGCUUUUCUGCGGUGUGUGUGAUGGCUGUGCACUGGAACUGCUCCCUAGAGAAACAAAAAUAAGCAAAUCACUUUUAGAAGAGCAAAUGCCACACACCUGCCAUGACCCCUUUCCGGCACAGCGUGAAGAACUGAGUAACCCCCUCACCUUGUCCCAGCAGGGACCUGUCUCUAGCCAGAGGACAACUCAGCUAAAGGUUUCUGAGGACUUAAUUCCUCCUGGCACCUGCUGUCGUGAGCAGAGCUCGUGUUGGCAGUAGCUGAGGUGUUUUGGUCUACAGGUGUCAUAGGUUGAUGGGGUUAAAUAUCAGGUAUUUUAAAGCAACAGAACUCUGAGCUCAGCAGCCCCAGAGCCCUGUCCUGCUGCUGCUUGGUUGCUCCUGGGCACACACAGGCACACCUCCCAACAGAAUGGGAGUUGUUUUGAGCAAAGGGACUGCGUUUUUUGGGAAAGGCCCCGUUGGGCCCCCGUGUUUGUUUCUGCACUUGCACUUGGUAUUGCAGCUGUCUGUCCAUCUGAGUGCCAGCACCUGCCCAGGGGCCACCCAGUGCCUGUGGGGCACAUUCCAGCCAUGGCCAGUGAUGCUGAGGUGGCCCUUGGGCUCUGCCUGUGCUCUGUGCCUGAGGGGCAGCAGCUCAGCCUCAGUGCCUGGCAGGAACUCACCUGGUGCAGCUGCAGGAAGGAACCUCUAUCACUGAGAGCUUGGGCAAACCGGUUUGAUUUUCUGCUUCACAGCUGGGUUUUGCUUUCUAUUGAUUUUCUGUCAGUGAAGGAACCUGGGAAAUAAAACAUGUAUUUUAAUUUAUUUUACAUUCAGGGCUGGACAGGCAAGGGUGUCUGGCACAUAGUUAUCCAAUAGCUGGUCUGAAAGAAUUUCAAAGGCAUCCUUCUGAGUAAGGAGCCUUUUCUCCUUAGAGCAAUAUGUACCUCUAAUUCAGGGAAGAAUUAAGACAUCAAUGAAAAUCGUGUUUUCCUGAUGUCAAAAAACUAUUAAUUUGUAUAAACUCCGCUGUGGUUUUGCACCCUGAACUGGAUGACAAAGCCACUCUGUUACCCCUCACAAAAUUAAUAAAUCUUUGCUCACAAUAAAGUUUCUCCCCAGAGCAAUAAAAGGUGGUACCUGUGGUGUGUGUGGCGGUGGGAGGGAGGUGCCUGGGCUGGAACUCCGAUGCUGCUGCGGGUGCCGUGGGUGUGCAGGGCUGGCUCCCAGGGGACAGGGACAGUCCCUGCUGGAUGUGGCUUCAGUCCCUCUGGGCUGCGGAGCAGGCAGCGGCGUUCCCAGCCCGGAGAGCUCUCGAGGACUCCACACCGCGCCGUGACUGACACGGAGCCACCUUUGUCACGCACUGCGGCCCCACAUGGCGGCAGUGCCCUUGGCCACCCUGCAGGGUGGCACCUCCUGCCAGCCCGGCCCUGCCCGUGGCACCAAGCACAGUGACAGCCCUUUGGGGCCCCCAGAAACCACUGGGCAAUUCCCUGCAAUGCCUCGUGGUCCAAGCAGCAGUGUUAAAAAUAAGAGGUUUGUAAUGGUGAUUUUCUCCUCUACAGAGGAGCAUUCCUAGAGCAAAUGCAGGGGGCUGCACUCAGCUGUAAUGAUGUCUGAAAAGACAAAGGAAAUCUCCCUUCCUUUGCUGAAGAGCCACACCAAAGUCCUCUCCUAAAUUGCUUUCAGGUGCUCUAACUAGAAAUGGAGAGUUAAUCCAGCUAGCUCCAGAUAAGAUACUUACUUUGCAGAAGUGAAUGUGCACACACUAAGGAGCUGUUGGGAACCCGGAUUCCACCUGCCUUUCCCAGCACCAGCACCCUGGAGCGGGUGGGGAGCAGGCUGUGCUCACCGCUCAGGGGCUGUGCUGGCAGCGCUCUGAGCCGGCAGUGCCCGCCCCAGGGCUGGCACAGCUGCUGUCCCCGCUGCCCUGGCAGCAGCAGGUGCAUGUGGGACAGGCUCCAGACAGAGGGCAGGCAGCUCCCACACAGCUGAGAGCCUGGCACCGGCACC
Molecule: messenger RNA, 8928 nt
Organism: Poecile atricapillus (Black-capped chickadee)
Lineage: Eukaryota; Metazoa; Chordata; Aves; Passeriformes; Paridae
Gene: RALGAPA2
Product: Ral GTPase activating protein catalytic subunit alpha 2
Exons: 41
Coding region: 79-6285 (2068 amino acids)
Biological process (GO): regulation of small GTPase mediated signal transduction; positive regulation of GTPase activity
Cellular component (GO): nucleus; cytoplasm
Molecular function (GO): GTPase activator activity
Source: RefSeq, a predicted model, not a curated record